AUGUGGGAGUGUAAUCCUGAGAACCCUGAGAAGGAGGAUGGGUUCUACAGUCAGCUGACUUUUUCAGAACUGUUUGCUGAAGAUUCCGAUGAUGAAAACAACAGAACAUUUGUGGGUUUUGGCGACAGUGACCUUGAGGAUACAGGGUGCAAACAGCCUCCAAAAGAUCAAGAGCAGAAGACUGGCACCAGAUACUCCCUACGUGUUGCCUUCAAGAAGACUUACUACUCUGAGAGUAGUGAUGAAUCGGAGGAAGAACAAAACUCCUCUCCAGAGCCAGCUCCUGAAAAGGUCACUAAACAGCAACCCUCAGACUCUGAGGAGGAGCAACCUAAUGAUUUCUUACAGAGGAGGGAGAAGAACAUCCGUGACAACAAAGCUAUGCUGGCCAAAUUAAUGGCUGAUCUUGAGAAACUUCCAGGAAACCUGCUACCGGAUGCUGGUGACAAAGGUGGCAAUACCCAGAAAGUUAGGAGGGCUCCUCGUUCCUCUAUGGGCCUUCAGGAGUUGAGAAGGAACCCAGAACGUACAAGUCGCCGGCACACUCGUUCUAUGGGAGGUGUGCAGCCUCCAUCUCCUGAAGCUGAAAGACGGCAGCAACUAAUGGAUAGUCUGCAAGAUGAUCUACUAGCUCAGGGGGAAGUUACACCAAGAAGACGUCGUGCCCCUCGGCCAAGUGUUCUCACUAUUCCCCAUGUGGUGCGUCCAGUUGAAGAGAUAACAGAGGAUGAUCUAAAAAAUGUUGCUGAUUCUGUGAAGUACAAAGUGUACAACACAGUUCAUGGCUCUACCUGCCACCAGUGUCGUCAGAAAACUGUGGAUACAAAAACCAAUUGUCGCAAUAUGGAGUGUCAGGGCAUUCGUGGACAGUUCUGUGGACCAUGCUUACGGAACAGAUAUGGAGAGGAUGUGAGGAAGGCUCUUUUGGAUCCUGACUGGCAAUGCCCUCCCUGCAGAGGCAUCUGUAACUGUAGCUUCUGCCGCCAGAGAGAAGGCCGUUGUGCCACUGGGAUACUCUUCCCUUUGGCACGUUAUCAUGGCUAUAGUGAUGUUCACUCUUAUCUAAACAGGUAUAUCCCCAUCUUGAUUUUCUCCCGUUCUGUGAGUGAACCUUUUGCACCAAUUAGACAAAUGUCUCAACAUCUUCUGACACUUUGA
This is a messenger RNA of Bombina bombina (fire-bellied toad), 1158 nucleotides long. Its product is annotated as cell division cycle-associated protein 7-like. NCBI's taxonomy places the organism in Eukaryota, Metazoa, Chordata, Amphibia, Anura, Bombinatoridae. The transcript is spliced from 9 exons. The record is from RefSeq and is a predicted model, not a curated record. Gene Ontology annotation, cellular component: nucleus. Gene Ontology annotation, biological process: regulation of DNA-templated transcription. Bases 1 to 1158 code for a protein of 385 amino acids.